Messenger RNA from Punica granatum (pomegranate), 1186 nucleotides. The record is from RefSeq and is a predicted model, not a curated record. NCBI's taxonomy places the organism in Eukaryota, Viridiplantae, Streptophyta, Magnoliopsida, Myrtales, Lythraceae.
GGCUGGUCCAAUCUGGCAUGCCCAGAAGGUUCGAUUCCCACCCUUCGUCAUCGUCAUCUUCUCCAACGGCCUUCAUUCUCAUUCCCAUUUUACCUUCUUCAAUAGCGCAUUCCUUCUCUAUUGAUUGAUCAGAGCUCUCCCUCCCUCCCUCUCUCUCUCCCUUCCACACCCCCACCCCCCGUCCCUUCCUCUUUGAGCCUCCGAGCAAACGAAGCGAACAGAUCAGAGCUAUUUCCUUUUACCAUUCAGUCGAAAAGCUCGCGCAGACAGCAUUUUACAGCAGAGGACUUCGAAAACCGUAAAGAAGUGACCUAAGCAUAAAAAUGCACAACGAAAAUUCGCCUGGGCAUCAUAGCAAAGAAACUCAUGGGAUGCGCAGCGAUAUUGAUGAUACGACACCAUUGAGUGAUGUCAAAGCACCAAAUAUGUUUGAAAGGGCAAAGGAGGAGAUCGAGGCUCUUGUUCAGACUAUCCAUCCCAAGAAAGAGUCUCAAACUCAUGAAAAGAGGGAUCAAUCUAAGGAGGCGAAGUUGAAGGCCGACCCUUCAAACUCUCCAUCAGCAUCAAAUGAUGGGAAGGCACCAAACUUCAUUAAAAGGGCAAAGGAGGAGCUUGAGGAAUUUAUUCACAGCCGCCACCAUCACCACAAAGAAACUCAUGGCAGAAGUGAUGACAUCGACGAGAAUACCCCUAUCGGCGAAGUCAAAGGUCCAAAUGUGUUUGAACGAGCAAAAGAAGAGAUCGAUGCUCUCGUUCAGGCCAUCCACCCUAAGAAAGAGUCUAACCAUUCGCCGAAAGCUUCACCUAGUCGCCACCACCACCACAAGGAAACUCAUGGCAGAAGUGAUGGCAUUGAUGAGAAUACCCCUGUCAGUGACAUCAAAGGCCCGAAUGUGUUUGAACGAGCGAAAGAAGAGAUCGAAGCCCUCGUUCAGACCAUCCACCCUAAGAAAGAGCCUAAACAUGAUUCGCCGAACAAAGAAGGCGGCUUCAGGCACAAUAUUGAGAAGGGGCUGGAGAAGGUGCGCUCUCCUUGGGGUCAUAAGAGCGAUUGACUGUCGGGUUUUUUGCAAAGAUUUUAGAAGUUAUUGUUUGCUCAUAGUCAUUGUGAAGAUUUGAUUUGAAUGACAUGGUGAUUGCUGAUAGAUUAUUUCAUUGAUUGUCAAAUCUUGGUUCUUUGUGUCCA